This is a messenger RNA of Cetraspora pellucida, 801 nucleotides long. The record is from the annotation of a GenBank genome assembly. Lineage: Eukaryota; Fungi; Glomeromycota; Glomeromycetes; Diversisporales; Gigasporaceae.
AUGGACAAUUAUGAUUUAAUAUAUAAAAGUUCAUUUGAUAAGGACACUUAUUCUUUAACAAAUGAAAGUUCACUCAAUAAGAGUGCUUAUAAUCUAACAAAUGAAAGUUUGGACAUUGAAAAUGAAACUAUUAGAGAACCAGAAGAUAUUACUAAAAACAAUUCAACAAGUACAAAAUAUCAAGAAACAUUAGAGCAUUAUGCAAAGCAAAAUAACUUUGUCUUAAAUAAGAAACAGAUAGACAAUAGUCAUAAUCCAUGUCAACAAACAUGGGAUUGUGAACGUUUUGAAAAAUAUAUUUCACAUAAGACUGCUCCUCCUGAAAAGCAAAGAAAUAAAGGAUCAAAGAAAAUUAAUUGCCCUUUCCUUAUUAAUGCGUCUAAAAGUAAGAAAUCUGAUAAUGAAAUAAUAAUUAAAUUGAUGUCUAUGCAUUUUGAACAUAACCAUCCUUUGGUUUCUGAAAAUGCUAUUUUUGCUAUUCAAUACCAGAAGCUUACUGUAGAAAUGAAAAAUCUUAUUGAAAGUUAUAUGCUUUGUGAUCUUGAUGUCCUCUCUCAGAUUAGAUUGCUUUAUGGGUUGUUUCCCGAAGCAACUAUAGUAGAUUAUGAUGUAAAAAAUUAUGUAUAUAAGUUUUGCCGAAUUCAUAAAAUGCAGAGUGAUGAUGUUGCAAAACUGCUUCAACAUCUUGAAAAAGAGCAUGCUAAGGAUCCUGAUUGGUAUGUUCAACCAUUAAUUGACUCAGAAACAAAUAGAUUACAAGGUGUAUUCUAUAUGUUACCUGAACAAAGAGAACUUUGGUGA